AUGUAUGUAUGUUUGGAAUGCUCGGAACCGGUACUCCUGUCGUCCGCCGCGGAUCACGCGUGCUUUCGGGAUUGCAAGUCCGUUUUCAUCGAUGUAGACAACUGUGUCUGGCCGAUUCGAGCACAUGAAGAAGGUGGAAUAAGAGAUAACCGAAAUCAAUCGGUGAUUCAGGGAGAUCAAUUGGCAAUUAUGCUGUCGCAUGAUUAUUUGAAAAUAGUUUGCGAGUACAUUGAGCGUAACAAGGCAAUAAUAACGAAUGAGGUGAAUGGCGAAAUAGAACAGCGACGUCGCGAAAAUAUGUGGCAUCAGCUUACGGAGCGCCUGGAACUGCUGAAGGAUGAAAGCAAGAUACCCGAUGUAGGAUAUAAAGUGUUGAUCGAAGAAUGGUCCAGGAGGACCGUUGAAAAGUUUUCCAUUUUCAAGCGCAAGGGUUGUGGCGUAAAAUUUCGAGGCUAUAUAUACAAAAUGUUUUAUCGCAUCGAAUGGAAAACUACGGAUGGAAGGAUCGCGACGAAAACCGUUGGAGCGCGUGAAUUGUUUUUGCGUGAUGCCAAAGCCGAAAACGGAUUGCCGCAAUGUACUGACGAUUUUUUGAAGAAAUAUCUAAGAGAUCCAAAGGCCCUCGUAUCGUUGCGUAUUCUGGAUGAAGCUGGCAAUAAAGAAAACUACAGACAAAUCCGUGUUAUCACCUAUGGAGAAACUGAACAGGAAUUGAAAUCGGUCGGUCUUGAUGACCUUGGUCGGGGGAAACGAUUGAUGUUUAAGAAAACCCAUAUGGAUACACCGGAAACACUGCAAGCGAGGGCAAUAAAUGUGAAAGGACCUUGCGUAAAAAUCAUGAGAAGCAAUGACAACGAGUCGAAUAAGCAGCGAUUGAAAGAUAAGAGGAUGUUGAAAAAAAUUAAAAAGGCAGUGAGCAUUGCAUCCAUGGAAAAGUUAAAACUUCAUGGGAUGGAGUUUCUAUCGAUUCCAGAUGACGAGAGAAUAAAAGAAAUUGAAGAAAAUGAGGCACACGACGAAAAUGUCCAUGAUAUGUCGCAAGAUAAAUGCACAUUAGAAAAAAAUAAAGAAUUGGUCCUAAUAAGUGAAACCAACGAAGAAGAAAUCGAUGUCGAGACGAUGCUUGGCGAAAUAAUAAGUGCUGCAACGAACACUAAGGCGAAUGACGCAAACGAAGAAAAAAGAACUGAGGAGCUGCAUGAGACUCCGUUUCGAAAAAAUGUCAAUGUGCCCAGAAGUUCGAAGUGGCGGGAUACUGCUUCAAAUAGUAGUCCUGGUGAAGAAGCGUUUUUGAAAAAAACAUUGCAAAAUGGACCGUCCUCGUUCGGGGAAGAGAGAAAUGAUGGAAUAACUGAAGGAUCUCAACGAAAGUCAUCUCGGUCGCCGGGUAAUAAGUUGGAAGCUAUAUUUGGCAAAAAUUCGAGUUUUGCUGGUGAUAAAAACAACAAUGAUAGACGUUAUAAAACGUGGAGCGAAAUUGAAGCCGCCGCAAUGAGCAUCAGUAACCGGGAAAAAAUUGAUACGAACGUAAUACACGACCGAAAGAGAAAGAAAAAUAAUGAUGAAGUGUCUACCAUUAAUAAAAACCAACCAAUGAUACCGAAAAAAGUGUUGAAGAAAAUACAUAAACCCGCCGAUCGGACAAAUGGAGAGGACCCUUUCAAUUUUGAGAAUGACGAGAGUGACAUUUCCCAAAGGCGUAAGAAGCCGAAGGAGCUGUCGGCACCGGUAGAAAAAAAUGCCCAACAAAAAAACGUUAACGGCCGAAAGGUAAAACAGACGGUCAGCAAUCAAAAGAUGUCGAAUGAAAAAAGCCCAAGUGUUUCGUCAAGCAGCGCAACCUGUAAAAAUGAUGAGAGAUCGGCUCCAACCUCGGAUUACUCUCAAGGACAAAAAGAGAGAUUCAAAAAUGCGUAUAACGAAAUGUUGAAGACGGCCGUAAAUCAUAUGAAACAGGUGAAAAAAUUCGGAAAAUUGAUGAAUGAAGAUGAUAUCGAAGAAUCACCCUUCGAAUUGUUGGACAUUCUGUCGGAUGAUGAAACGGAAGACGUGGAAAUUACUCCGGGUUGGCGAAUCCACCGGGACAUAAUCAUACAAGCGGGAUUGGCUCCCACCAUGAGUAAAAGAUUGGCCACACUGAUGUCAGCCCUGUGGAGCAGGGAGGAGAGAGAAAAGCUUAUAAUAAAAAAAACAAGAAACAAAAAGAACGAUGGAAGACGAGAAAUAACAGUGGGAGAAGCGAGACAGUUGAUGAGUGCGUGUAUGGCGCUUCAAUCGAUGAAGAUACUUUCGGUAAAUGAAGUGGACACUAUCGAAAAUAUCAAGAUCUCGAUUUCGAAAAAAUUAAAAAACGAUCGGUACAACAGUUUUCGUUGGAGAAAACGUAACGGUAAAAAGUCAAGCGGCAAGAAUGCAAAAGCACGCGGAAAUAUUGAUAAGCGCGACAAAGAUUACGAUGAGAACGAGGAGAAAUGCGCCGACGACGAUAAUACCAACGAAGAUGAUUACGACGAUCCGGAGGAAUCGGUCGAAGACGUCGACGACGACGACGCUGAUAACGACGAAAAUGAAAACGAUGACGGGGAGGAAUUGAGCGACGACGAUAAUAGCAGUAACGGUGAUAACGAUGACGGCGUAAACUGCGACGAUAGCGACCUCAGCACCAAUAAUUGAUUUCAUUAUUUAUCGUUGUCGUACAAAGUAAAAAAUCAAAAGAAGUGAUGAAAGUUUGCAAUGCGUACAAAAUUGCAACAUUGAAUUUGAGUAAUUCGGAAAUACUGACAGUACGAUGUACUCAUUUUCGAUUUUUUUUAAAUGUAACCCGUUAAAAUGUACGAGCAUUACUCGUCAUGCAUUUAUUAUUCAGCACUGAAGAAUCGUUAAGUGCAAUAUGGGAGAAAAAAUAUAUGGUGAAAUAAGACUUUGAAAUAAAAACCGGUAAAAGCGUUGUGAACGCGGACACGGAACGAAUCUAUAUAGUACGUAAAAAUGUCUUAUGUAUAGUUAGAAACCUUUUAUUAGAUCGAGACAUGACUGUGCAGAGUUCGGAUAUUUUGCAUACAGUUAUCUUUCGACAAAAUUGAUAGAAAUCGUAGUGUUACAUAAAAUCCAACAAAAAUUCGCUAUUCGCACCAACAAUUUAAUUUUAUAUGAAAUGCGAAACGAAAAAAACACACAUAUUGACGAAAAAUAUAAAAAUAAAUAUUCUAUCGCUGUCCCUCCCAGUCCCCGAAGCGAAAAAAGAA
Messenger RNA from Venturia canescens, 3245 nucleotides. RefSeq names its product protein PFC0760c-like. The record is from RefSeq and is a predicted model, not a curated record. The transcript has 13 exons. NCBI's taxonomy places the organism in Eukaryota, Metazoa, Arthropoda, Insecta, Hymenoptera, Ichneumonidae. The coding region runs from base 1 to 2673 and encodes 890 amino acids.